Messenger RNA from Elaeis guineensis (African oil palm), 921 nucleotides. RefSeq names its product ribonuclease 3. Gene Ontology annotation, biological process: RNA catabolic process. NCBI's taxonomy places the organism in Eukaryota, Viridiplantae, Streptophyta, Magnoliopsida, Arecales, Arecaceae. Gene Ontology annotation, molecular function: ribonuclease T2 activity; RNA binding. The record is from RefSeq and is a predicted model, not a curated record. Gene Ontology annotation, cellular component: extracellular region.
CUCAUCAUUAUUGGCAUCUCUUUCCAAGUGUUCCAUGGAAGCGAAGAGAAGUAGCACCGUAUCUGGCGUAGUGGUAGCAUUUCUCUUGGGAGUGCUAUUUGUCUCUCCCUUGAUCAACGCUAAAAGCUUCGAUUUCUUCCUCCUAGUUCUCAUGUGGCCUGGAGCAUACUGUUCUCAAUCAACUUGUUGCAUGCCAACAACAGGACCACCGAAGAAUGACUUCUUUGUUAGGGGCUUGUGGACCUAUAACAGCGACACCGGGGAGGCCGUUACCAAGUGCAAUGGUACUUCCUUUGAUGUGAAACAGCUCUCUAGUUUGAUGGAUGACCUCCAUUCGUAUUGGAGCAAUAUCAAGUGCCCCAGCAACAAUGGAAUAGGUAACUGGAAGAGCACAUGGAAGACGUAUGGGGUGUGCUCCGGCAUGAACGAGACUGCUUACUUCGAAACCGCGCUCCAGCUCAGGACCAGGGUGGACCCACUCUACCUCCUAAACAAGAAUGGUAUCCUGCAGUCAUCCUGGAAGCUAUAUGACAUCAGCGAUAUCGAGAGCGCCAUCGCAGAGGGGAUCAAAGCAACUCCGGUGCUUCGCUGCAGCAAGGGACCAUGGGGCUACUUCCAGCUCUACGAGAUCUACAUUUGCGUCGACAAGGAUGGCAAGUCGAUCAUCGAAUGCCCUGUCAAGCCACGGUUCACAUGCUACCGCAAAGUUCUUUUCUAUCCAUUUGACAAUGAACAGCCCCACAACAUCUCCACUGCUAAUCCCAUUCAGAUGCCAAUCUCUGUGGAAUGAUUAGAAGAUGUGAUUUUAGAGGAGCAGCACCCUUUCGGUACUCUUUCUUUUCCUUUCCACUUUGGUUCAGAGUUUGUUUGAUCCAUGGUGUACUUCCCUUUGGAAUAAAUAAAGCCCCCAGUUUAUCUUCA